CAUUACGCCCGGCUAUAUAAGAUAGCCGGACAACCAUCCUAUCCCCACAGACCGAGUCAGAUCGGCGAACCGUUCACAAACGGGCCACAGGGAGCUUGCGUCUCGAUCGGCCGAUACUCGUUCGCGGUGGAAACAUCACAUUUGAGAUUGUCUUGUGGAAGAGUCGACUAUUGUUGACAUUUCCGGCGAAGUGAGCAAGAAACUACUGCGGGAUCGUCUUUUUGAAGGAUCGUCUUAUCGAAGAGGCAGUUCAAUUAUCAAGAACGCAACACGUGCUUCGAUCUAAAAAAAAUCUAUAUCUUGCAGAAAGGGUAAUUAAAGUUUUGAAAGCGAAUAAUUCGAACAGCACGUCUCAACAGUAAAAUAUAUCCACCGGAUCAUUGAGGGAAAUAUUCUUGUACAACGUCAGAAAAAAAGUGAAGAGAGAAGUGUAAAGGAAGAAAAAGAAGGAGGAAGAGGCAGAAGAUUCUCUUCAUUGGAAAAAACUGUGAUUGUGUCAAGGGAUGAUUUUUAUCAGCGCCACGACGUACUUCCUGCUCUCUAUCGUUCUGAUGGCCUUGGUCUUGAUUGCGAUAGACCACGCCAGAUCAAAGAAGAAAAAGCUGAAGAAAUUAUACGAUGGCGUAGAAUCAUCCGAGCUACUAGAAGCUCCUGGACCGAAGCCAUGGCCAGUUCUGGGCUCUCUUCAUAUUUUGGGACGCUACGACGUGCCUUACAAGGCCUUCGGCGACCUCGUCAAGGCCUACAAUAGCCAGGUGAUCAAGCUCAAGAUGGGAUCUCUACCUUGUGUAGUCGUCAAUGGAUUGGAGAACAUUAAAGAGGUCUUGGUCACCAAGGGCCACCACUUCGAUUCUAGGCCAAACUUUAUUAGAUAUCAUCUCCUCUUCUGUGGCAACAAAGAGAACUCUUUAGCAUUCUGCAACUGGUCAGACGUGCAAAAGACGCGAAGGGAGAUGCUGCGAGGGCAUACUUUCCCGCGCGCCUUCACCACGCGGUACAACCAGUUGAACGGCAUCAUCGGCGGUGAAAUGGACUGGCUGAUUAACCACUUGACCGGCAUCUCUGGUAUCAGCCUCCACGCCAAGCCACUGAUCAUGCACACGUGCGCGAACAUCUUUAUCAAGUACUUUUGCUCGCGGAGCUUCGACCUUGAUCACGGUCCCUUCCGCGAGAUGAUCGAAAACUUCGACAAGGUCUUCUACGAAGUUAACCAAGGAUACGCCGCGGAUUUCAUGCCGUUCCUGAUGCCGCUUCAUCAGCGCAACAUGACAAGGAUGGCGAAUUGGAGCCACGAAAUCAGAAAAUUUGUGGAGGAGAAUAUAAUUGGCGAUCGUCUGACCAGCUGGAAGUCAGUCAUACCGGAGGUGGACUACGUGGACUGCCUGAUAAAUCACAUCAAAACUGACGCCGAACCUAAGAUGACUUGGGAAAUGGCGAUGUUCGCGCUGGAAGAUAUUAUCGGAGGUCACUCGGCGGUUGGCAAUCUCCUCGUCAAGAUUCUUGGAUACCUGGUUACUAGACCGCACGUACAGAAAAUAGCGCAGAUGGAAAUUGACGGAAUUGAAACCUCGGGCGAGUUUGUCGGACUGGAGAAUAGAGGAAGCAUGCCUUACACGGAAGCCAUCAUUCUUGAAGCGAUUAGGUUGAUCGCCAGUCCGAUCGUGCCACAUGUCGCCAAUCAAAACAGCUCAAUAGCCGGCUACAAGAUAGAAAAGGACACGUUUAUUUUCCUGAACAACUAUGACCUAAAUAUGUCGGAUGAGUUGUGGACCUCUCCCGAAGAGUUUAUACCGGCAAGAUUCGUGCAGAGCGGCAAACUGCUGAAGCCGGAACAUUUCCUGCCGUUCGGUGGCGGCCGAAGGUCCUGCAUGGGCUACAAAAUGGUCCAAUAUAUCAGUUUCUCGACGAUAGCCACUUUGCUAAAGAACUUUAACAUAUUACCGGUGGAGAAGGAAAACUACAAGGUUCCCAUCGGCAAUCUAGCACUUCCGGAGAAUACGUUUAAUUUCCGUUUCGAGAGACGGUAGGAUAGGAAGCGCGACAAUGAGAAAGAAUGAGUUCGGUCGAAUCGGUGAAAUUGGAGGACGCGACUUUGAUUUCUCGUCCGCGGCUCGACCACGAGCUGGGCUCCUGAAGACUUUGCCGCUUAUGCGGAACAUCAGCAA
Monomorium pharaonis (pharaoh ant) is the source of this 2165-nucleotide messenger RNA. Its product is annotated as cytochrome P450 307a1. The transcript has 3 exons. Gene Ontology annotation, molecular function: oxidoreductase activity, acting on paired donors, with incorporation or reduction of molecular oxygen; heme binding; monooxygenase activity. Lineage: Eukaryota; Metazoa; Arthropoda; Insecta; Hymenoptera; Formicidae. The coding region runs from base 504 to 2027 and encodes 507 amino acids. The record is from RefSeq and is a predicted model, not a curated record.